AUGGAGGUAGACGGCGUUGGAGGAGGUGCGGGGUCGGUGAGCACGGUCCCACCCGCGCAUUCUACGCGAGCGCAGCAGAGGAAGGCGGCGAAGGAGACGAACAGCAAGAUCGUAGGCGGAAGGGGUCGUGAUAUCGAUCAAAAGUUGAAUUUCAUACUGAAGACGAUCUUGAGCUCGAAUCAUGCGGUCAAACAGCUUCAGGAGGGUCAGGAUGAUAUGAGAAGGCAAAAUGAAGAGAUGCGCAAACAGAACGACCCGAACCAGCUUCUGGGUGUGAACAUCGACCUGUCCAGGUGCAGCAGCCAAAUACCGACAGACACAGCAGAGAUCAAGCGCCUACUAACAACAGCUCUGCACGCCCAUCAAGCAACAAAGGAGGUAAACCCAACGGCAAUCAUUAAGACUAACAGAGACCUCCACCGGAUUAGAGUCAUCGUGCGGAGCGAGAAGGAAGCCGAGCUCAUCCGCAGCCAGCCGCAGUGGCUUGAGACUCACCUCAGAGGAGGGCGCUUGCGGGGCGAACAGUGGUAUCCCAUCAAAGUCGAUCGGGUCGACAAGCUCAAGAUCAUGAACGAAGAACGGACGGGCAUCCGGGCCGGCCUCGAGAAGGAGCUAAGUCGAGAAAACAAAGUAACAGUCAUGAGGAUCGCCACGUUAGGCAAGCUGGCGACCCACAAGCUCUAUUGUUCCAUCAUAGUGUAUCUGAAGAAGAAGGAAGAUGCUGAACGAUUGCUCAAUGACAGGAUCAUGACAGUGUGUGCUGAGGCAGGCUUCACGGCUACAUACGAGUACAGGCCGAGAGUCACGCGCUGCUUCAACUGUCAAGAACGGAAAGAAACGCUAUGGAGUGUUCUCAACGACGAAGCUAUGAGAGGAGUGGGAGCAAUCUUGAUAUCAGAACCGAACUGCUUUCUCAUAGAAAAGCAGCGGCUGAUGCCGUCACCGGUCCACCACCCAGAAUGGGUCCCGAUUCUUUCUUCCACAUAUACCGGGGAGUGGCCAUUCGUUAGGAGCAUGAUCUGGAUCAAUCGGAGGUUCCAAGCGUCACCGGUCCCCGUGGCGUCUCCGGACCUUACGGCAGCAUCGGCGAGAAUAGGCGAUAGGGUGAUCCUUAUUGCAUCUGUAUACAUCCCCCGAAUAGGAAACUCGCCGCAAGAGCCGGAAUCAGCCCUCAGGCUCAGGCUUAGCCUACUACGGCAAGCGAUCGAGGAGGUGCGGCAGCAGAACGGGGAAGAAGCCGAGCUGGUGGUAGCGGGUGACUUCAACAGGCAUGACCAGCUGUGGGGCGGUGAUGUCGUGGGCACGGGUAGUCGCCAAGGAGAGGCGGACGCUAUCUCCUUCUCCAUCCUCGCUCUCGCAGUGGCCAUCCUUGGACCUAUUUGCAGCGCAGCACCUGUGCAAGCACCGAACUCCACCGAAUCCGAAGUCCACGCCAUCGCGCUGGCCACCCGCGGCGCCGGAAGCGUGCGAUACCGUGGCUCCUGGACUGACGGCGCAUUCCGCCGUUACCGCUUCACCUUCUCCGGUGUCUCCGAAGGCAACUUUGGCCAGGACUUCCUGAACAGCAUUAGAGCCGAAGGCGGCAUCACGCACAAUUGGCAGUGCUAUCAGGAUGGGAACGGCGUCUGGACCUUUGACGAUAGCGAGGCCUGGGGGAUUGCUGGUGCGACUAUCAUUGGGGAUGCGGUUAAGAGAGUGACAGGCCAGAGCUGCCAGGAUGUCGGGUAUGCGGUUGGUCGUAGUGUUGAGAACUGCCACGUUAUCAAUCAGUCUGGAUGUCUCUGUGAGAUUUGA
Molecule: messenger RNA, 1794 nt
Organism: Coniosporium apollinis CBS 100218
Lineage: Eukaryota; Fungi; Ascomycota; Dothideomycetes
Exons: 5
Coding region: 1-1794 (597 amino acids)
Source: RefSeq, a predicted model, not a curated record